AUGGUCUUACUCAAACUCGAUGACGAACGGUUCCGUAUCCCUCGAAUCUUGCCUGAUAGAUGUGUGAUGAUGGCUUUGGUGCAUGAUCUUGCUGAAGCUCAAGUUGGCGAUAUCGCACCGAGAGAAGGAAUACCAAAGGCAGAAAAGCACAGACUAGAAUCCGAAGCUAUGCACAAUAUCGUGCACGACAUGCUUCACAAUAGCCCAGCUGCGCAGAAAAUCAACGCUCUCUGGAUGGAGUACGAAGAUGGGCAAUCUCCUGAAGCUAAAUUUGUCAAAGAUCUUGAUCGAUUUGAAAUGGCGUCACAAGCUCUAGAGUAUGAGAAAAAUCAUGGCGCAAGUCUGCAACCAUUCUUCGACAGCAGCAUACCAAAACUCCAACACCCUCAAGUACAAGAAUGGGGUCAGGGACUGCUAGGAGAAAGAUACAACAUAAGCAACACAUCUACAACAAGCCGGUAA
Messenger RNA from Psilocybe cubensis, 462 nucleotides. RefSeq lists its product as uncharacterized. Gene Ontology annotation, molecular function: 5'-deoxynucleotidase activity. The record is from RefSeq and is a predicted model, not a curated record. Gene Ontology annotation, cellular component: cytoplasm. Lineage: Eukaryota; Fungi; Basidiomycota; Agaricomycetes; Agaricales; Agrocybaceae. The transcript has 5 exons. The coding region runs from base 1 to 462 and encodes 153 amino acids.